Messenger RNA from Paramacrobiotus metropolitanus, 1364 nucleotides. RefSeq lists its product as uncharacterized. NCBI's taxonomy places the organism in Eukaryota, Metazoa, Tardigrada, Eutardigrada, Parachela, Macrobiotidae. The record is from RefSeq and is a predicted model, not a curated record. The transcript is spliced from 4 exons. The coding region runs from base 408 to 926 and encodes 172 amino acids.
UCCACUGACUUGCUACGUUUCAGUACGUCCAGGCAGUUCUAACAAAUUUGAAGCAUACAUUUUCAGUUUCAAACCUGUUCUAUCGGUUUGUGACUUUGUGGUAAACUUGCUCUCUUCAUAAGUUGCUUGCUCGUUUGCGGAACAAAGCAUAAUUUUUGUUUUAUUUGUGUGUUUGAGACCACAUACUCUGUAGAUAUUUACACGCCUUGGACUCUACUAUUUUGAAGCUUUUUAAUUUGCUGUUUCUUGAACUGUUAUAAAAAGGAAAAUUUGGAAAAAGGUGACUCUUCUUGCGAUAGUGCUCACGAUUUUGUCUCGCUCUCCAUGCAUUGUUGUUCAAGUUCCACGGCCCAGACUAGUACCAGACGUUUGCGCAGUACAAACACGAGUAUAUCUCCGCUGAGGAAAUGGGAAACCACGAGAGCAGUCAGCACCGCAGCCACAAAAAAUCCCCGGGCCGCGCCAACAGUAUCCCGGUGGCCAGCGUCCACUCCGAUCCGCUGAUCACGCCGCACGAGUGCCGUUCACCCACCUGCAGCAGCCAGGAACACCACAUGUCGGUGCAGCGCAGCAACAGCGCUCCUGUGCGUUAUCGCCAUGAUUCUCUCAGCUCCACGUAUUCCACCAGUCUGGAAGGAGCUUAUACGGACGCUUACGACGGGAUGUCCCCGACGACCUUUGGAGGAAACUAUCACAAGGACGUUCCGCGAAAAGUGCGCGCGCAGAAUUUCGAUGAUGUGCAUGGGAAUAAGCUGAAUAUGCCCUUUGAUUCUAAGCAGGGCUCGGGAUUUGAUUUGGACUGGCAGUAUAACGAGAAGAUGCGCAAGCGUGUGAUUGUUAAGCGGUCACUCAAUCCGGAUCAUCCACUAUACCAUAAGUUGAUCCCGCGAAUUGCGGAAGGCAAUGAAGACUCUGGCCGAAUUUAAUUUCUGACUGCAUGUUUGCCAAUUCGUUUUCGGUUUUAUGGCGUCGAGUAAUUCUUCUCUUAUACGGAACUCCUGCCUGAAUAUCUCUGAACUCUUUACCUUGGGAAUCCGCUCCACUCUCCAGUUGUUUUGAGUUCUUCACUUUGGUGGUUUAUGUCCUUCCGUUGUUAGUUUAGAUGGUAGGCCGACAAUGAGUCUACUACCGAUUGCUGGCAUAAUGGAAAGUGGUGCCUACAGUAUUUGUUUCGUCAAAACUCGAUUAAUCAAUUUUAUGUCUUUGCACGUUGUUAUGUAUUUUACAUCCUAGGGUAAAUGGUUUCUUUUUGAAUGAGUUACUGCUCACUUGUAUGUAUUCUGUACUUCCCCUCUGUUGGUGGUAAAUGUAGACUGACCUUGAGAGGUCUGUACGCUGUGGACGUUUUAAAUUUCAGCGAAAUG